Molecule: messenger RNA, 3345 nt
Organism: Synchiropus splendidus (mandarinfish)
Lineage: Eukaryota; Metazoa; Chordata; Actinopteri; Syngnathiformes; Callionymidae
Product: activin receptor type-1-like
Exons: 12
Coding region: 275-2320 (681 amino acids)
Biological process (GO): heart development; transforming growth factor beta receptor signaling pathway; dorsal/ventral pattern formation
Cellular component (GO): plasma membrane; BMP receptor complex
Molecular function (GO): ATP binding; SMAD binding; transforming growth factor beta receptor activity, type I
Source: RefSeq, a predicted model, not a curated record
CGUUGGUCUGAGAGUUGAGAAGUCCAGACGGAGCUGGAGUGAAACGAGAAAGCGUCCUAUCAUGAAUCUUCUCCGGUUUACUGCCUGAAAGAGGAAGGCCAGUGGUAUUCUCAGUUCUCCGGCAAACCAGCGACUCAUAAUGUUGGCGACCCGUAGGCGUCUCUUCUCAGACGGUGGAAAACAAGUCGGGUAUUGUCGGUGAAAUCUCGAGAGAUGGCAGACUCCGUCGACCUGCGCACGAUCCCAGAAGAAGCUCUCUAAAACAAGGUUUACAAUGACGGCUGGUGACAUGUUUCUGUGGAUCUUCCUGGUUCUUCCCUGCUCCGGUUUGGAAGGUGGUGACAGCAUCGUGAGAAACUCUGAAUGCUUGUGUGAUGGAGCGGCUUGCAGCAGCGAGGCUCGGUGUUUUGGCCAGCAGUGCUUCACCUCACUGUCCUCGCUGAACGGGACGGCAGUUCUUCAGAAGGGAUGUGUCAUCGGUAAUGAAGCCGUCCCCUGCGGGAGCCCGGCGACUCCUGAGCUGACCGUCGAAUGCUGCCAGGGAGAUCUUUGUAACAUGAACGUGACGUUGCUGCCUCAGGUCAAAGAUGCUGAAGUGUCUGUGGGCAGACCAGCCCUCCGGGAGCAGGAGUGUGUGUGUGAGGGCGGCGCGUGCGAGCGUGCACGCCGGUGCGCCGGCCAGCACUGCUUCUCCUCCGUGAGGAUGAUCGACGGGGCGGCCGUCCAGCAGAAGGGCUGCCUCAAAGACGACGAGGAGGGCCGAGCCACCUGCGCCACCCCACCCUCCUCCAGCCAUGUGGUGAAGUGUUGCCAGGGCCAUCUGUGUAACAUGAACGUCACCGUCCAGUCUAAAGGGAAAGAGGAGGAAGUGAAGCCCGCGGCCACAGAAGAGCACCAGUGCGUGUGCGAGGGCAGCUCGUGUAUCACAGGGAAUCGCUGCAUCGGCCACCAGUGUUUCUCCUCCCUCACCGUUAACAGCGGCUUGCUGGUGUACCAAAAAGGAUGCUUUAAAGUCCCGGAGCAGAGCAAGCUGACGUGCAAGACGCCACCUUCCAGGGACCAGAUUGUGGAGUGCUGUCAGGGACACUUGUGUAACAUGAACAGCACCGUGGAGCUUCCUGUCAAAGCUGAUGAGUUAUCCAACUACAACGUGACAACGCUGGCUGUUGCCAUCGUGGCGCCCAUCAUCAUCCUCAUCAUCCUGUCUGCUGUCGCUAUCUUGGUGUUCCGACGGAUCCACCACAACCAGAUGGAGCGGCUGACUUCUCGAGACGCCGAAUACGGAACCAUCGACGGUCUCAUCGCGUCCAAUGUGGGGGAGAGCACUCUGGCGGAUCUGCUGGAUCACUCCUGCACUUCAGGAAGCGGCUCCGGGCUGCCGUUCCUGGUUCAAAGAACCGUGGCACGACAAAUCACGCUGAAUGAGUGUGUGGGUAAGGGUCGCUACGGCGAGGUGUGGCGAGGACAGUGGCAGGGAGAAAGCGUCGCCGUGAAGAUCUUCUCCUCCAGAGAUGAAAAGUCCUGGUUCCGAGAGACGGAGAUCUACAACACGGUUCUUCUGAGACACAAGAAUAUUCUGGGCUUCAUAGCUUCGGACAUGACGUCCAGGAACUCCAGCACCCAGCUGUGGCUGAUCACCCACUUCCAUGAGAUGGGCUCCCUGUACGACUACCUGCAGCUCAUCACCCUGGACGCGCUGGGCUGCCUCCGCAUGGCGCUGUCCAUCGCCAGCGGCCUGGCCCACCUUCACGUGGAGAUCUUCGGCACCCAGGGCAAGCCCGCCAUCGCUCACCGAGACCUGAAGAGCAAGAACAUAUUGGUGAAGAAGAACGGCCAGUGUUGCAUCGCUGAUCUCGGUCUGGCCGUCAUGCAUUUUCAAGACACCAAUGAGCUGGACGUCGGGAGCAACCCCAAAGUUGGCACCAAGCGCUACAUGGCCCCCGAAGUGCUGGAUGACUCCAUCCAGAUGGACUGCUUCGAGUCCUUCAAGAGGGUGGACAUCUGGGCUCUGGGCCUCGUCCUUUGGGAGGUCGCCAGGAGGACAGUCAGCAAUGGCAUCGUAGAAGACUACAAACCACCCUUUCAUGAUGUGGUGCCCAGCGAUCCCAGCUUUGAGGACAUGAAAAAGGUUGUGUGUGUCGACCAGCAGAGGCCCAACAUCCCCAACAGAUGGUUCUCAGACCCUACUUUAACUUCAAUGGCUAAACUCAUGAAGGAGUGCUGGUACCAGAACCCCUCGGCCCGAUUAACAGCGCUGCGCAUCAAAAAGACUCUCACAAAGAUCGACAACUCUCUGGACAAAAUCAAAACAGACAUUUGAGUCCCGAAAGAAGUGAACUCUCAGAGGCCUUAGUGGACAACAAGAGCACGGACCAUGGGCACAGAGGACUUGAUCGGGCGCAGAACUAUAUUUAUUUUUAAAGGACAGGACGGGAAACCUUUUGGCAUCCAAAGAUGGCUUUCUGGACAUAAAUGAGGCUGACGGUGGUCUCAGAAAUAGGAAAAGGAUAUCACGCGACAGGAGCUUGGAGCGGCUGCAUUCUUCAAGGAAGAAACAUUUCCUGGGCAUAGGACAACUUCACGAAACGGCCUCACACAUUUUCAGUUGGGAAAAAAAAACACACUCAGCAAUUCACUUUUUAACUCCGCCCAGUUUCGGACAGCAUUGUUUCGUCGUGGCGGACGUGAGAGCUCAAACUUCACUGCAUAUUUAGUUUUCCAGGCUCAUAGUUUAGUUGUACAGCUACAUCCAUUUUUUUACGUUCAACCAAAAGUACUGUGUAUUUACGUUGAGUUUUACAUCGAGUUGUUUCACGUUUUAUUUCAGCUUUACAGACAACAAUGCUAAAGAACAAAUACAAGCUGCUAGGAGACGCUGGCCGCGGCUCGUCCGCCGGCCUGUAAAUACGCCUGUAAAACCCGUCUGUGUGUUGUCCAGUACAUGAAGUCAAACUUCGACCUUUUUACAUUUCUUUAACCUUUUAUAUCAAUUAGUGAUUUCUAUUUAAUAAAUAGAAAAAACUUGCAGUCCAUGUCUGGUUUGUGUGGCGUCUCUGUCGUUCACUUGGUUGCCGCAGAGUACCUGACAGAGAUGUGGCGGUGGGCGAUUAUGGCAAAAAAUAUCGCAUUUCAUUUAUAAUGAAAUCACAAUUUCGAUUUUAACACAAUUUUUUAAACUAGUUUGCAAGUGCAACCAAAGCACUUUGGUAUCUGCAACACAAAAAAGGAGAAAGGACACAUUUCUGCCAGCGUGUGAAGAGAACCAAAAUAUAACAAGGUAAACAACAAUGCUCAGAUGAAGAGCACUCUUGAAACAGAAAAUAUGGCUUUCAAUAAACAUGUCAC